Adineta ricciae is the source of this 1401-nucleotide messenger RNA. Lineage: Eukaryota; Metazoa; Rotifera; Eurotatoria; Adinetida; Adinetidae. The record is from the annotation of a GenBank genome assembly.
AUGGGUAUUGAAAAUUCCAAACCAAAACGAAAGAGUAUCGACGAGCAUAUUUCGAAGAAGAAACGACCGUCAUUUGUGUUCAAAUCACACGAGAAAAAAGCGAACGAUAAAGAUUUCGAUAUAAGUAGAGAAGAGUAUCGAAAACUUAUCGAGGCUGCCCGUCGUGCAUCUCUUCCAAUGAUGAUAUUCGAACGAUCAUUGUUAGAAGCAAAUCUCGUCUUUGACAGAAAUGAUUCGAUGACAUGUCGAGUGUGUGGUGAUAAAGCUCGCAUUAAAUUCUAUGGUGUGUUGUCAUGUCAAUCAUGUAAAACGUUCUUUCGUCGAUAUAAUUUACAUCCUGAAAUUGUUCGAUCGUGUCAAUACAAUGAUGAAUGUGAAGUGAAUAUGUUAACUCGACAUACAUGCGCCGCAUGUCGUCUAGCAAAAUGUUUUUCCACUGGAAUGAAGGCAAAUCUUAAUCAUCUUUUAACCAAUGAUCGUUCGUUACUGACUCCAGCACAAUGGACAUUGAUUUCGAAUGUUGUACAUGCUUUUGACAGAUUUGGAAUAAUGUCUAAAAUGAAAUACCUUGCUCAAAAUGUUUCGUUAACAAACUUAAAAACGCAAUUUACUCAAGACAAUGCUUUUAAAAUGAUCGGCUCGGCGUAUAUGUCAAUGCAGUCAUUAAUUGAUUGUACACCUGAAUUUCAAGUACUUUGUAUCAAUGAACAGAAAUCUCUUCUCCAGCGUAACUUACAUGGGAUUGGCUGUUUCUAUUCAAAUCUUCUUUAUCGUGAUAGUGAAAUAUUCGAUAAUAGUGCGUGUUGUCUAAGUUAUGUAUUAGCUUAUGGAUUUAAUAACAUUGAACAAUCGAAGAUUCUAGUUAAACGUCUCGAUAUUGACUCUACAUUAUUUCAACUGUUACUUAUUAUCAUCGCGUUUUCUUCCAAUUGUUUUAUUGUCGAUUUUGACAGUUCGAAUAUUCUUCAUGAUAGUUUUCUAUUCGGAACAUUUCGUCUAUUUGGAAGUCAAAAUAUUUAUGUUGAACUGCUUUGGAAAUAUAUGAACUAUCGGUACGGUUAUAAUGCGACGAUCAUUCGAUUUAGUAAACUUAUUGGACAUGUAGUGAAUAUGUUGGGAUAUAUAGCAGAAGUUUAUACAACUCAUUCGGUUCAUCGGACUUUUGUUGAUGAAGUCGUUGAGGAAACGAAAGAUAUCUUAGAUUUGGCACAAGUUAAACGCAUCGCUUGCUUGAUUACCGAUAAUAGUGCAUACUCAAAAGCAUUCCGUUUGAAAGAAUCUAUUCGCUUGAAAACGCCAUCAAAACGAUCUUUAUCAUUAACAUUUGAAUUUGGAGAAAAUAACGGUAAAAAAGUCUUUUCUCACAGUGUAAAGUCUGCGGCGACAAGGCUUUUAUCAUAA